Messenger RNA from Pistacia vera, 1378 nucleotides. Its product is annotated as TMV resistance protein N-like. Gene Ontology annotation, biological process: defense response; signal transduction. Gene Ontology annotation, molecular function: ADP binding. The transcript has 2 exons. NCBI's taxonomy places the organism in Eukaryota, Viridiplantae, Streptophyta, Magnoliopsida, Sapindales, Anacardiaceae. The record is from RefSeq and is a predicted model, not a curated record. The coding region runs from base 20 to 1378 and encodes 452 amino acids.
CUAAAGAACUCAGUUUCCAAUGGCCUCUUCAUUUCUUUCUUCUUCUAAUUGUAAAUGGAAAUACGAUGUGUUCUUGAGUUUUAGAGGUGAAGAUACUAGAAAGAAUUUCACUGACCAUCUAUAUGCUGCCUUAGAUCAAAAGGGAAUUUUCACGUUUAGGGACGAUGAAGAACUUGAGAGAGGAAAGGAAAUUUCAUCUGAACUCUUGAGUGCAAUUGAGAAAUCCAUGAUUUCCAUCAUAAUUUUACCCAAAAACUAUGUUUCUUCUACAUGGUGUCUAGAAGAACUUGCAAAAAUUGUUGAGUGUAUACAGGAGAAGCAACAUACUGCUUUGCCAAUUUUUUAUUAUGUAAAUCCAUCUGAUGUACGGAAUCAGACCGGAGAUUUCAAGAAAGCAUUUGAUAAACAUGAAGAAAGUUUCAGGGAGAAUAAGCAAAAGGUGGAAAGGUGGAGAUCCGCUGUCACUCAAAUAUCUAAUCUUUCUGGAUUGCAUUUGCAGGACAGCCAUGAAUCUGAAAUUAUCCAAACAAUUGUUAACAUGAUAUCCCAAAAAUUGGAUACUCCAUUCCCCAUUAAUGUCCCUAAGGACCUUGUUGGAGUAGAGUCUCGUGUCGAGGAAUUGAUAAAGUACUUAAAGCCACUGUCAAAUAAUGUUCGUUUCAUUGGCAUAUUGGGAAUGGGUGGAAUAGGUAAAACUACACUUGCUAGAGUUGUAUACGACUGGCUAUCAGAUCAAUAUGAAGGUUCUUGCUUUCUUGCCAAUGUUAGAGAAGUCUCUCAAAAUAAAGUUCUAAUUUGUUUACAAGAACAGCUUCUGUCAGAGGUACUUUUCCGUAAAAAAUCAAAUAUAUGGGAUGUUCAGAAAGGAAUCCAAUUGAUAAUAAGAGGGCUACGUCGGAAAAAGGUUUUGCUGGUUCUUGAUGAUGUUGAUAAACAAGAACAAUUAAAAGCAUUGGCUGCUGCACCUGAUUGGUUUGUAUCUGGGAGUAGAAUCAUCAUUACAACAAGAGAUGAACAUUUGCUAAUUAGACAUGGAGUCCAAUAUAUAUAUAAUGUUGGAGGAUUGGAUCAUGAUGAAGCUAACAAGCUCUUACAAAUGAAGGCUUUCAAACAUAAACAACCUACACAUGAACAUUUUGUGAUGUCAAAGCAUGUCAUAAACUACACACAAGGCCUUCCGUUAGCUCUUGUAGUUGUGGGAUCAUUUUUGUGUGACAGAAGUGUUGACAAAUGGAAAAGCGCCUUGGAUAGGCUAAAAGAACAUCCUGAUGAAGAAAUUUUGAGAGUACUUAGAAUAAGUUACGAUGGACUAAAGAUCACAGAAAAGCAAAUAUUCUUAGAUAUAGCUUGCUUCUUGAAAGGGAAGGAUAAAGGUUGA